Uloborus diversus is the source of this 922-nucleotide messenger RNA. RefSeq lists its product as uncharacterized. NCBI's taxonomy places the organism in Eukaryota, Metazoa, Arthropoda, Arachnida, Araneae, Uloboridae. The record is from RefSeq and is a predicted model, not a curated record. Bases 98 to 832 code for a protein of 244 amino acids. The transcript has 5 exons.
CCGCACUGAUAUAAUAUCCUGGAAUGCCAAACGUGAAAUAAGAUCUCUUUUUACAUUCGCCGUUGAAGUUGAAUUAUUAGCAGAAUAAACUGGAAUUAUGGGUCUGACAGGUCUCAGCAUGUUGGCUUUGAUUUUCAUACUGUUUCUCGCUCAAAAUGUUCUUAUAGGAGCGACUGAAAGUGGAGAGUGUGAUAGAAGAGCUACCGAGGUUUGCCCCCAAAUGAAAGUGAAAUUAACUUUCCCCGGAUCGGCGGAAGAGAUAAACGCUUUAUGUCCAGAAGUCAUUAAAAGCCUGGACUGCCUUCAUAAACAUCACGAAAUGUGCCCCGAGGCUCCGGGAGCACCACUCAACCCAGAACAAAACGAGGAUGUCAAUUCAUUGAUACGAGACAUUUGCAACAGAGACUCCCUCUUGCAUAAAGUUCUAUCCAAAAGUGCGGGAUGUAUCAAGUCGACUGUCCUAAAUAUGAGAGAAGCUAUCUUUGCACCUCGACUUCAACUUCGCCAAGCUUAUAUCAGAUACAGAGAGUCAGCUGGUGAAUCAACAGAGCUUGAAACUAUGCCUAUAGAAGAAAAAAAUCGUUUUUAUUGUCUGAAUCAUUUUCAAGAUAUCUCAUUGAUGUUGGCGACGGUUGAGGACAAAUGCGGAACGAUGGCUAAAUCAGCAGUUCGCGAAGUGGUCAUCCGGUCGAAAUUCCUGCAAGCACAGAAGUGCACCAAGGAACUUGUUCGCAUCUUGCAGAGUUUGGUGGAUAGCCUGGAGCUGUCCACAGAAAUGAGGAGUCGGAUGAGCGAAUUGAUGACUUCGUUUGUUUCUUGGGAAGAUAAUUGAUUUAUUAUUCCAAUGGCUCAGGUUCGCUAGUGUGGUGUAUCUUUAUCAAACAUUUCUUUGUAAUGCUUGUAAUAAAAUACUUUAACAAUA